AUGCUGGAGGUGAUCGGGGCUGGCGUCGAUCACUCAGCCGACAUCGACGUCGACUUCGCGCGGGUGUUCGCUGCCAGCAGCCUGAAGGCCAUUAUUGACGAGAACUUGAGCAAGGAGGGGGUGACGGUGCCUUCUCGCGACCAGAGCAAACUGUCCUUCGCCAACAAGCGCGCAGCCAGCAACUUGACGCUGGCUUAUAUGCUGAGACCUUCAAUUCGUCCUGGUACUUCGUCCUUCACACUAGCCGAGAUCCCGUACGUGCUCGUGUCGAGUCUGCUCUUCCCCGUUGUCUGCCUGCCACUCGGGGGAUUCACGGACAUUGACGACCUGGGCUUCUACUGGUUCAACUUGACGCUGCACGUGCUGUGCCAGAUUUACUUGGGUCAGCUGCUGUCUUUCGCCAUGCCGAGUACCUAUGGGGUCCGUUCUGUAUACGACCCAUUUGAGAUUCUACCGAGUAUGGAGGUGGCCGGCGUGCUCUGCAACUCCGUUUUCGUGCUGUUCAUGGGCUCCAACCCGCCGGUCAGCACCAUCCUGCGCGGCUACAAGUGGAUCUUUGACGCCACCCCACACCGCUGCUCCUCCAUGCUCUUCACCGCACUGCUCUUCGGGAGCUGCUCCGACGACGAAUACGCUCAGAUUGCUAAGAUGCACUAA
This is a messenger RNA of Phytophthora sojae, 657 nucleotides long. RefSeq lists its product as hypothetical. Bases 1 to 657 code for a protein of 218 amino acids. The record is from RefSeq and is a predicted model, not a curated record. The transcript has 4 exons. Lineage: Eukaryota; Oomycota; Peronosporomycetes; Peronosporales; Peronosporaceae.